AUGUCAACAGCAGGUGGCUCAUAGCAUAAUUCGCUUACUCGUAUCUCCAACUAGUCUGCUUUGAAUUAUCUAAAUAAUUCCGGAUCCACUGCAGAACAUAGUAAUCCAUUUUCAAUGGCUAAAGCCCAACAAAAUUCUCUAAGUUAACAAUUAUAUAAGGGUGGGCAGAAUGGAGAGUAAUAAUAAAGAGUUACCAGCGCUUCUCACUUAAAAUAAAAUAACUAUAAUGACUAUAAGAACACUGCCAAUCAAAACACUAUCGGAGUUAGAUAAAGCUUCACCCAGAAACCUCCUACUGAUGUCAGAGGACAUGGCUAGCAACCUCAGAUGUUUCAGAAAAAUUUAAAAUAUCUCGAAAGUAAUAGACUUAAUGGAGCAGGAAAUAAUUCUUCAAAUAGUUAAAACUCUGCCUUAUUGUCCAACUCACAUUAAUAGAAUGAGGAAAAAUUUACAAGUUCAGGAUAAGCUAAUCAAAACAACUCCCAGUAAAACAAUAAAAGAGAACAAUAAAUCUAUAGAAGCAUGAAUGGAGGACUUGGCACUAAUCUAAAUCUUAAUGGGACAUCAGGAACAGGGGCUACGAAUAGCAAUUUUUCAUCCUAAUAAUCAACAUCCCAAGUAAGGUAGCAAUAAAUUUAAAACAUGAACAGAUUACUCGAAAAUAAUAAACCUUCUCAGAGAAACACUAACAGUGAUAACUCACUAACCCUCAACCUAACAUCGAAAUCAAGAAAUUAGUCUAAUGGAGGGUACAAUGGUGUCCAAGGUGCUAGUAGUAAUGGCAUAACAGGUGAUAAAAGUCAAAACUAGAAUACAGACUCAGCCAAGGAGAUCAGCAUUGGUGAAAAAUUUACAAUUGGCAGUAUUCCAAGAAGCACCACAAAUAAAACAUACAGCAGCUUGACUAAUCAAAUAAAAGAUCCUGAAUAAUUAAUGCCCUCAACUAGUAGAGGCUUAAGCAAUACUGGAAACACUCAGACACCCAAUUUAUCUAACACUGGACAAACAGCUCAAUCCUACUUUAGAAAUUAAUCAAGUAGCUCAUCAUAAAAUUUCAGAGGUCCCUAAUCAUCAUCCUAGAAUCAUAAUGGCUCCACCCAAUCAGCCACAAUGAGAGGUUCUCAUGAUUUCAAACACUCCAAAACCAUGAAUGGACAACAAAAUCAUCCAUAGAACUACUAAAAUCAAAAUAAUUCAAAUGGAAAUCAUAACACUGGUGCUCCAACUCCAAAGAAUGGCGAAGGAGAGAGAAAGAAUAUCUCGCAAGCUGCUGCUACAUUCCUUAGUAGACACUAGAGAGUUGAAGAAACUGCUAAAUCUAGAGUUACUAAGACUCUUACAGGAAUUUCCUAGCCUAAAUACUCUGAUAAUGGAAAUUCAAAUCAAGAUAAAAGUCACAGUAGAUCUGCAGUAAGAGAUGUCUAAAAAGAUAUUCCAAACAUGAAAAUUGCAAGGCCUAAUACUGUAGGCUAUAAAGAAACUAAUACAUCGACAAAAUCAGCCACUCAUACAAGUUCCUAAUCUAAUAGCAAUGCUAACACAAAGUCUUAAACUCUUGCCCCUUCUUCUUUACAAUAAUUAAUUAAAGAAGCUUCUGGAAAAGCUGGAGACAAUUAAUCCUAAACAACUAUAUAAUCUCAAAGAAAUAGCUAGAUAACUUCUUUGCAACAAAGACAUAAAUCUAAUUCCAGAGAGGGUUUGACUAGUGCCAGUCAAUCAUUAGGAAAUUUAAAUGUUCAAAAUAGUAACAAUAAUCUUUAGGGAGGAAUACCUUCAAGCAGAAACUAAAACAGUAACAGCACUAAAUCCUAAUAAAAUGUGAUGACUAAAGGUAAUCUAAAGGCAUUCUUUGAAGCAAAUGCUGGCAAUAUGAAUCUUACUUAGAAGAUUGAUCCUUCAACUGGUGUAUCAACGAAAGUAUAAUCUUUCACAACCCUCAAUAUAAAUCAGAUGAUUCAUGAUGCUGAUGAAGAUGAUGAAACAAAAAAACUUCCUCUAUAACCUGGUACUAGGAUAGUUAUCCCCAAUCAUGAACCAACUAAAUGCAGUAUGAAAAGAAAUGGUAUUGUUAGAGCAUAUGCAGCUAAUACUAAUCAAGGAUUAGUUAGAAACUAUAAUGAAGAUAGAGUCUCAAUUAUAUUGAAUAUCGUCAAGCCUGAGCAUAGAUAGCAUGAAGAAUGGCCAAAAUGCUCAUUCUUUGGUGUAUACGACGGUCAUGGAGGACAUGCUUGCGCAGAGUAUCUGAGAGAUAAUUUACAUCACUUUGUUAUUAAAGAAGAUUAAUUCCCAUGGAAUCCAAAGGAAGCAAUCUUAAAAGGAUUCUAAAAAGCUGAGGACAGAUUUAUGGAAAUGUGCAUGGGUACAGAUGAAUAAGGGAAUCCAACUCUUAUUGAAAGGUCAGGCUCAUGCGCUAUUGUAGCACUGAUAGUUGCUGAUACAUGCUACAUUGCUAAUGUUGGCGAUAGUAGAGCAGUACUUUCAGGUAAUGUAGGAUAGCAUGUAGCUCCACUGAGUCAAGAUCAUAAGCCAUCUGAAGAUUUCGAAUAUCAAAGAAUUAUUGCAGCUGGAGGUCAAGUAUAUUAGACGACAACUGCCACAACAACCUCAGGUCAAGCCUAAAACUCUUAGGAAGAUUAAGACCCAGACUAUAUCGUAGGACCAAUUAGAGUCUUGCCCGGUAGAUUAUCAGUAUCGAGAACUUUUGGAGAUCCUGAAGCAAAGGUUGAGUUCAGAGGUGGCAAUCCUAAUGUAGUUGCUUGCAUUCCUGAUGUAGAAUCGUUUAAGAUUACAAAGGAUCAUGAUUUCAUCCUCUUAGCUUGUGAUGGAAUAUUUGAUAAACUCUCAAAUGAAGAUGUCGUAUAAUGCGUAUGGAACAGCUGUAACAUUGAUAAUAAAGAUAGAAAAAUCGCUCACAAUGUUCAUCAAUAAAGUGGUUUAGCAGUAGAGAGUGUACUAAAAAACUCAUUAUACAGACAAAGCCUUGAUAAUGUGACCGUUGUAAUGAUAGCUUUCCAAAAUUUUAAGAGACAAGUUUUUGGAAAGAGUAAACACUCUGAAAGAUCAGCUUAGAAGCCAGCUUAAAAAUAAGCAUCCUCGUAGCAUAGUGCAUUAAGCUCUGUUCAUGAGUUUAUGUCAAAUUCUCUUGAGUCUCAGAAAGAGAAUAUAAACACAAACAAAGUAAUAAAGAACAGCAUAGGAUCCUUCUUAACAGGCCGUGCAUAGAAUGAUGAAAACAUUCCACCACAAUAAAACUACGCUAAUAAAUAACAGUAUUCCGCUAAUACAAAAGCAGGUGUUCACAAGCCACCUACAUCUGCUUCGAUAACAGGCUCUCUUUAGAGCAAUAAAAAUAUAAAUCAUCUUCUCAACACAUUAAAUGGUGGUGGAGCCAACAAUCAGCAGAGGAGUGAAUCUAACUCUCAUAGUCAGCCUGAAGCUCUAAAAGAAAAAACUGGUAUGUUCAUAAAUAGAUCCUAUACGCAGUAAUAAUAGUAGCAGUAACAACAGUAAAAUUCUUAUAAUAAUAUGACGACUUAGCAGCAACUUGAUUAGCUUAACAGAUAAAUCGGAUCGAGAAAACCCUCUCUAUCCAGCCAAGUUGCCAGCUCUAUGAAUCUUGAAUCAUAAUAAUAGUCUAAUAAUCCACUUUCCUUCUUAGGCUAAGGUAAUACACCUAAAGGAGGAGCAACUUAAGCAAAUCCUGUAUAUAGAUCAUUAAAUGGUUCUCUUAGAAAUACUAUGGGUGGUGGUGUCUCUGGAGGUAGCAACGGAUCUCUUAAUAUGAGAAAUAAUGCUGCCAGUGUUCUAUGA
Stylonychia lemnae is the source of this 3810-nucleotide messenger RNA. The record is from the annotation of a GenBank genome assembly. Lineage: Eukaryota; Ciliophora; Spirotrichea; Sporadotrichida; Oxytrichidae.